Colletotrichum karsti is the source of this 1419-nucleotide messenger RNA. RefSeq names its product FKBP-type peptidyl-prolyl cis-trans isomerase. The record is from RefSeq and is a predicted model, not a curated record. Gene Ontology annotation, molecular function: macrolide binding; peptidyl-prolyl cis-trans isomerase activity. The coding region runs from base 1 to 1419 and encodes 472 amino acids. The transcript is spliced from 4 exons. Lineage: Eukaryota; Fungi; Ascomycota; Sordariomycetes; Glomerellales; Glomerellaceae. Gene Ontology annotation, cellular component: nucleolus; chromatin.
AUGUCGCUUCAGCCUGUCGCCCUCUAUGGCCUGGAGGUUCCUCCUGGCGAGAUCCUCAUUCCCGCCGCUGCCGAGUUCCCUGCCACUUUCCGCAUCACCAUGGCUGCCAUUGAUCCCACCGAGGCGCCCGAGGCCGACAGCGAGGGUAACAUCCCCGCCGUCCCCCGCUCUACUCUUCGCCUGGUCAAGCAGCGCCUCGGCGACGAAGGUGCCGACGAGGACGAUGACGAGAUCGACGAGGAGUACAUGAAGGCUCUUAUCGCCGCCAACGACGACGACGAGGACUCUGACGACGACGAGGAGCCCAACGGCGGCCCCAGCGACCCUUCCAAGUCCAAGAAGCAGAGACAGGCCGAUGCCCUCAAGAAGCUGAUCGAGGCUGCUGAGGCGGAGGAAGACUCUGACGAGGAGAUGGACGACGCCAAGCCCAACGGCAAGGCCAGCAAGAAGGGCAAGGGCAAGGCCUCCGAUGAGGAUGACGAUGAGGACGACGAGGACGAAAGCGAUGACGAGGAGGGUCUCGACCUCGAGAACUUUGUCGUCUGCACUCUCGACACCGAGCGCCACUACCAGCAGCCUUUGGACAUCACCGUCUCCGAGGGCGAGAAGGUCUUCUUCGUCGUCUCUGGUACCCACACCGUCCACCUUACCGGUAACUAUGUUAUCGACGUCGAGGAGGGCUCCGAUGACGAGGACGAGGACGAGGAUGACGAGUACGACUUGUCUCCCGAUGAGCUUGAGUACGCUAUGGGCGAGGUGAGUGACGAGGACAGUGAUGACCUCGACGACACCGCUGACCCCCGCGUCAUGGAGGUCGAUUCCGAUGAGGAGGAGAUCCCUAAGCUCGUUGAGGCCAAGAAGGGCAAGAAGCGUGCUGCCGAGAGCCUCGACGACCUGAUCGCCGAGAGCAAGGACGACUCUAAGCUCUCCAAGAAGGACAAGAAGAAGCUCAAGAACAACAAGGGCGAGGCUGUCGCUUCCGAGGAGAAGUCUACCCCCAAGUCCGACAAGAAGGUUCAGUUCGCCAAGAAUCUCGAGCAGGGCCCCACCGGCUCUGCUGAGAAGGCCAAGCAGGCUGGCAAGGUCGGCGUCAAGGUGGUCCAGGGAGUCACCAUUGACGACCGCAAGGUCGGCUCUGGCCGUGCUGUCAAGAACGGUGACACCGUCGGUGUCCGUUACAUUGGCAAGCUCGACGACGGCAAGGUCUUCGAUGCCAACAAGAAGGGCAAGCCUUUCUCUUUCAAGGCCGGUAAGGGCCAGGUCAUCAAGGGCUGGGACGUCGGUAUCCUGGGCAUGACCAUCGGCGGCGAGCGUCGUCUGACCAUCCCCGCCCACCUUGCCUACGGCUCCAAGGGUCUGCCUGGCAUCCCCGCCAACAGCACCUUGACCUUCGACGUCAAGCUCCUUGAGAUCAAGUAA